AUGGCGGUCUACCUCGCUGCAGGCGCAGCUGGCGUCUUGAGCCAUGUGUUGUAUUUCCACAGAGGAGAACACCACAUGUGGGCUCCUACCUACAUCCAACUGUUCUCUGUCUCCCUUGUUGGCAGCAUCGUUGCCCUGACAAAGCUCUCAAACUGGCCACUCUCCGCCGCCAUCACAACGACAUCAGCUACCUUCGGCAGCUUCUUUUUUGGAGCCUUUGCAAGUCUCCUGGUCUAUCGCAUCUUCCUCAACCCUCUCAACAAGUUCCCCGGACCAUGGCAGGGACGGAUUACGCAGAUGUGGAUGGCGAUGCACACCAAAAACAUGGAUCUGUACCUCAAGAACGAGGCUCUGCACAAGAAGUACGGCAAGUACGUCAGGGUCGGGCCCAAUGUCCUCUCCAUCUCGGAUCCGGAUGUGUACGAUGCGGCGUUUGGGAAGCAUGUCUGGGCGAAGGCAGAAUGGUAUGACGGCAGCAAACCUUUCGACAGCAUGCACACCGUUCGCGACAAGGCCAUUCAUGACCGUAGACGGCGGAUCUGGGCUCCUGCGUUUAGCGACAAGGCACUGAGGGAGUACGAGACCAAAGUAAAGUCGUACAAUGAUAAGCUCGUCGAGCGACUGCGGCAGUUUGGUGGCGGUACUGUCAAUGCGAGCAAAUGGUUCAACCUAUACUCCUUCGAUGUCAUGGGCCAGCUGGCCUUCGGAAAGGAUUACAAGAUGAUGGACACCGGAGAGUUGCACUGGGCGCUCAUUCUCCUCAAUGAAGGCAUGGAGGCGGUCCCUGAGCGUAUGCCGGUUUGGUUGUUCCGGGUCCUGCUCGCCAUUCCCUUUGCCGCUGGAGGGCUGUUCAAGUUCUUGAAAUUCUGCCGUGACGAGCUGGAGUGGCGUGUUAACAACAAGGUUGAGGGUGGCGACAUCACAGGCUGGCUCCUCAAAGGCUACGGCAGCCUCAACACUGGCUACAACAACCCAGCCGACGACCCGAUGUUCCAAGGCGACAGCCGCCUGAUCAUCGUUGCUGGAAGCGACACCACCGCUGCCACAAUGACCUUCCUAUUCUACCAUCUUGCGAACAAGCCGGAGGAGAUCAAGAAGCUUCGCGAUGAGUUGAAGCCACUAACCUCGAGUAAGGACUGGUCUGACGUGGACAUUAAGAAUGCUCCACGACUGAACGGCGCCCUCAAUGAGUCGCUGCGACUGCAUCCCCCAGUUCCUUCGGGUGUUGAGAGGCUGGUUCCGAAAGGCGGAGCGACGGUGGGAGAAGUGGUUCUGCCUGAAGGGACACAGUUCUGGAUGCCGCAGUAUGUCAUUGGUAGAGACGAGGACAACUAUGAGCGCGCAUUGGACUUUGUUCCCGAACGAUGGUUCUCAAAGCCCGAGAUGAUCAAGCACAAGAACGCUUUCGCUCCUUUUUCUCUCGGUUCCGAGGGCUGCAUUGGCAAGAACUUGGCUUACAUGGAGAUGCGCACGCUCACGGCUCAGCUCCUGCUCAACUUUGACGUAUCCUUGGCUCCGGGCGAGGAUGGACAUCGGUUGCUGUACAAGUCUCGAGACCACUUCACCACUGGGUUGGGACAAGUCGAUCUCAUUUUCACGCCUCUGUCGGGCUGA
Saxophila tyrrhenica is the source of this 1614-nucleotide messenger RNA. RefSeq lists its product as uncharacterized. The transcript has 5 exons. Gene Ontology annotation, molecular function: oxidoreductase activity, acting on paired donors, with incorporation or reduction of molecular oxygen; heme binding; iron ion binding. The record is from RefSeq and is a predicted model, not a curated record. NCBI's taxonomy places the organism in Eukaryota, Fungi, Ascomycota, Dothideomycetes, Mycosphaerellales, Extremaceae. The coding region runs from base 1 to 1614 and encodes 537 amino acids.